Molecule: messenger RNA, 2019 nt
Organism: Medicago truncatula (barrel medic)
Lineage: Eukaryota; Viridiplantae; Streptophyta; Magnoliopsida; Fabales; Fabaceae
Exons: 4
Coding region: 1-2019 (672 amino acids)
Biological process (GO): DNA transposition
Molecular function (GO): DNA binding; transposase activity; zinc ion binding
Source: RefSeq, a predicted model, not a curated record
AUGACAUUCAAGAAUGCUGUGAAAGAUUACAACAUCUUUUAUGGAAGGAACAUAAAGUGGGCUAAGAAUGACAAAGACAGAGCAAGAGCUAAGUGUGCCCAAGAUGAAUGCAAAUGGGAAAUCUAUUGUUCAUGGAGCAAGGUUAAUCAAAGCUUUCAAGUGAAGACUUAUUAUUCUGAGCAUACAUGUUGCAGAGGUUUUAAGAACAAGCAAGCAACUAGAAAGUGGGUUGUAAACAAGCUCCAACAUCAAAUUAAGAUUCAACCAACCAUUACAUAUAGUGAGUGUUUUGAUUACUUGAAGAGGGAGUUUGGUAUACAUGUCAAUGACUCAAAGUUGUUUAGGGCAAUUAAAGAGGCUAGAGAAUUGGUGGAAGGCAGUCUGAGGGAACAAUAUGGUAGGGUAUGGGAUUAUUCUCAUGAAAUAAAGAGGAGCAAUCCAAGUUCAUCAUGCUUCAUAGACACAAUACCUAUCCCUAAUGCCCCUCCUCAAUUUCAAAGGAUUUAUAUAUGCUUGGAUGCUUGUAAAAAAGGUUUUAAGGCUGGGUGUAGGCCCUUUAUUGGGCUUGAUGGGUGUUUUUUGAAAGGAUAUUAUGGUGGGCAGUUGCUUGCAGCAGUUGGACAAGAUGCUAACAACCAAAUUUUUGUUAUUGCAUAUGCAAUAGUUGAUGUUGAAAACAAGGACAAUUGGAAGUGGUUUCUGACAUUGCUGCAUGAUGACUUGGGUAAUUACAGGGAGCAUGGAUGGAAUUUUAUGAGUGACAUGCAAAAGGGUUUAAUACCAGCUAUGCAAGAGGUUAUGCCUGGUGUUCAUCACAGAUAUUGUGCUAUGCAUCUUUGGAGAAAUUUCACAAAACAAUGGAAGGACAAAGAGCUUAGGGGAGCUGUGUGGGCAUGUGCAAAAGCAACUACACCUGCACAGUUCAACUUACAUAUGGAGAGGGUUAAGAUAAAGUCUGUUAAGGCAUGGGAGUAUCUGAACAAAUGGCCUGUGACAUCAUGGACAAAAUCUCACUUUAGUGAAUGGCCCAAAGUUGACAACAUAACAAACAACACAUGUGAAGUGUUUAAUGCUAAGAUCUUGAAGUUUAGAGCUCAUCCUAUUCUUACAAUGGCUGAAGAGAUUAGGUGCUACAUCAUGAAGACAAUGGCCACAAACAAGUUGAAACUUGAAAGUCGUCCUGGCCCAUUGUGUCCAAUGCAACAGUCAAGAUUGGAUAAGGAGAAGCUUGAAAGUAACAAAUGGACACCAAUCUGGUGUGGGGACAGUGAUGGUUAUAGGUUUGAGGUCCAAAAUUGGCAAGAAAAGAUGGAUGUUAAUUUAAGCACUCGUACUUGCACUUGUAGGUUUUGGCAAUUGACAGGUAUGCCAUGUGCCCAUGCUAUUGCUGCCAUAGCAUAUAAAAAUCAAAAACCUGAAGAUUAUUGUCAUGGAUGGUUAACCAUAGGAGCUUAUAAAGCAUCUUAUAACUAUUUCAUUCAGCCAUUACAAGGGCAAGAGUUUUGGGAAGUAACUCAGUUUAUCAAGCCAGUCCCCCCACCAAUAAGAAGGCGCACAGGGAGACCUAAGAAGCAAAGAAGGAAAGAUGGGAAUGAAGAUGGUGCUAGUUCAAGCAAGCUCAAGAGAAAGUACCCUGCAAUAACUUGUGCAAGGUGUGGUAUCCAAGGUCACAAUAGCAAAGGGUGUAGCAACUAUGGUGUCCCAAUUAGGCCUAGAGGUUGGAAAUCAAAUGAUGGUGCAAGUGAGAUGGAAUACACUGGCUCACAACCAGAAGCUGAUUCUCAGGAAAUGCAUAUCCCUGAAGGACCACAAGCUAUACCAUUUGUAGCUGGCAAUGUGUGGCCAUUUGCUGGACCAACUGGAGUUAGGGCUCCACCAAUUAGAGGUUCGAGUUCAACAUCAAAUAUGACUUUCAUCCCAACACCUGGGCUUACGCUGAGACAGAGGCAAUAUGGACCUAAUGUGCCCAUGUUUGUGCCACCAAGGAAUGGAAACUAUCAACCUCCUAGGCACCCUUGA